AUGCAAGGGACUGCUGUGGCGCCAACCGUUUCCCCUGUCGUUCACUCCACCGCCACCGCUUCUACGCAUACCAGGUCAGGUUCAACUUCCGUGAGCGUCAAGAGGCGAGAGAAGACCACCGUCGCCCGAAGACCGAGCUUGAAUUCUUCGGCGACCACCACAAUUACUCUUAAAAAAUCGAAAACCAUAUCCCACCCAUCGGCGAACCGACGUUCCAACAUAAGGACCAAUCUGUCGACCUCCUCUAAUGCCUCGAUCGCGUCCAAAACUCCAAAUUCGGUCCCAGGUCCCCCAAAGAUCACGGUGAAAACUUCGGGAGCUCCAAAGAUAAAAAACGCAUCAACAUCAAUUCGCUCCCCCGCCUUCAAAACCUUGACACCACCCUCCUCUCCCAUAAGAUCUACGUCAACCGCAAAUGCAAACAAAAAGCAAAAUAAUGAUCAUAAUAAUGUGAACACCAAUAAAAGAAGUUCCAUGGAUGACAAAGGUUUAGUAGUCCCCCGGAAACCAAUCAGCGGAUCUAGCGGGAGACCAACGGUUGACAAAAAGGACACCACCCUCACCUCUGCCAACGCACCCUCCCCCAAAUUGCUGGUCACCGUGACAGAAAUUUCCGAUGGGUUGAACGCUUCGGAGGAAAUUUUGAUGUCCAUCCAGAGGACACCACCGCCAACCCCUCGAUCCUCAAUGGCGAGUGACACAGAAACAAUGGAACAUGACGAUAAAGUUGUGUUACGGGAACUCUUUAUAAUCGACGACGAGGACGAAAGUGCAGAAGCAGACCUCGACGACACGGACGUCGCGGAUUCGAAAUCUACGUACCGACACCACAAAAUAUUUCUAAGCGCUGACGACGACGAGGUGAUAAAUCUCUUGUUUGACGACAAGUCGAUAUUGUCAACGUCGACAAAAAAGUUCAGACCAAAAUUAUCUCCAACUCGCACGGCGUUCAAUAGCCAACCCGAACCGAUAGAGGAGUUAGCCAGCCUUACUUCAUUUCUCGCCUAUUCUUCGCUUCUAUUCACACCAACCGCAUCCCCAUCGGAUAGUGAAGAUAACGAGCAGCAGCAGCAGCCGUUAUCGUUCGACUCACGCUCACAAUCAGUUGAAAUGAAAGAUACCACGACCAGCGGCGGUCACGACAACAGUUGCCGAGAUUCGAUUUUUCGUGAUCCUCUAUCGGUUCCCAAUCUGUGGUCCAGCCAAAACAAUGACGGCACCAACAGCAGCCCAUCGCAACGAUCGUCAAAUAAAAAACAUCAUACUUACAAACCGUCAAGAAUACGUCGUUUAUGUCGAAGCGUGACCAUGAAGGCCGGAAAGUUCGAAGAUGAUCGCACCGCCUUGGAAGAAUACUCGAUCCCCUACUCGUCCUUCCUGACUCCACCCUCCACAAAGAACAAGUCACCCUCGGGUACGAAGGAGAACAUCCCGCACAAAAGACUCAGCCUUCCGUUCAUCAAGAAUCGACCAAGGGACAGCGGAUCCUCUCCGGUGAACCCCGACCAUUCAUGUGACAACAAUCGGAGUGUCAAAUCAUCAUCGAUCAUUGCCUCCGAAGUGGUAAAAUCGGAUCGGAGCCAACACGCCGCCGAAUCAAGCGACCUGGUGGAAUGUGAUGCGAACUCAACAAUGCCGAGCAGUGCACAGUUGGAGUCAAAGAUGGACGAUGAGGUUAACGAGAAUUUAUCAAGCAACAUUCGGCGGUCGUGGUCGCACAUUGAAGUGAGAACCAUCAAAGGGUUGUUUCAACGAAAGCGGUCGAGCUCGAAUGAUGUGAAACGAAGGAAUUCUUAUGCCUAUCAAACAGGUUCGUCAAAGACCAAUCAGCGGAUUGCUGCCGAAUCAGAGAUCAAAGUUUUGAACUAUGUAGUCGGGAAUCCUGAUGAUCGAAAAAAUAAAAAUGCUGGGUUCGGUAAGAAGGGUGGUAAGAAGGACAAGAGGAAGAACGUGGAUGGAGAUGAUACGGUCGAACCAAAUUUCACAAGGAUCUCGAAUAAUCCGCCGCAGUUGCCUCUUGACAUAUUUGGAUUUGUGAAGAAGGAUGUUCUGAAAGCAAUUCAGAUGAGGAGGUUUAUAAUUAAUGAGAUAUACUCUACCGAAAAGAGCUACAUGGAAAACAUGAGGAUCCUCAAGAAGGUCUUCAUAGACCCGUUCACCGAAACAACAAAUCCACUGGCAAACUCGUUAGACGCGUCGACAAUAUUUGCCCACGUGGACGGCCUCAUACGUUUAUCCACAAGAAUGGUCGAAUCAUUUGAGAAUAGCGCGAGUUUGCGGGAAGACUCGGAAUCGAAGAUUGGCGAAAUAUUCUUGAAUCACCAAGAAGAAUUUGAUGUGUUCCGGCAGUACGCCGGGAAUCACCAGCAGAGUGUGACGGCGGUGAAGAAGGCCAAUGAGAACGUGUUGUAUAAAAAAUUUAUACAG
Messenger RNA from Acaulospora colombiana, 2427 nucleotides. NCBI's taxonomy places the organism in Eukaryota, Fungi, Glomeromycota, Glomeromycetes, Diversisporales, Acaulosporaceae. The record is from the annotation of a GenBank genome assembly.